Penicillium paradoxum is the source of this 3444-nucleotide messenger RNA. Its product is annotated as RNA-binding ribosome biosynthesis protein MAK21. The transcript has 4 exons. Lineage: Eukaryota; Fungi; Ascomycota; Eurotiomycetes; Eurotiales; Aspergillaceae. The annotation marks the transcript as partial. Gene Ontology annotation, cellular component: nucleus. The record is from RefSeq and is a predicted model, not a curated record.
UCAAUCGUCUGCAAGCGCCAAGCCGAGUCUCCCUUCUCCGAUGUUUCUUAUCGCGUUGGUCCGAGCGUCCUGAUAAGCCGUCCGCAAAAGAUUUCUCCGUUCAAUUUUCUUCCCUCCAUCAUUCAACCCCAAACACAAUACACCAUGGCCAAAGGGAAAGGAAAGCGCUCCUCGGGCGCAAAUGAGAUUGAUCCUGCGACAAGCGUCUCAGCCCCCGCUACGGACGCUUCGCUUGGUAUGCCAGACGAGAGUGCCUUCGCAGGCCUACGACAAAAAAUCGAACAGCGUUUGAAGAGCCAGAACCAAAACACUGGAAAGGGAAAGAAGGACAACACUAAGCCAUCGGCUCCUGCCCGGGAUGCUUUCGCGAAGAAGGGAAAGCAAUCACCCGCCAAGCCCGGCCGGUCCCAGGACUCUGCGCAAGGCAAGAAACGUGAUCGCAAUGGUGAGGUGAUUGCUCGGGAGGAGAAGAAGGGAGGCAAGAAGAGAAACGACGACGAAACAUUGCGCCAAGAAAUUCUUGCUAUGGGUGGUACUGAGGAAGAUCUCGAUCUUCUUGCUGGUGUCGACUCUGAGUCUGAGGUUGAAGGCGAGUCCGGCAAGGCUGACGAUGAUCUUCGGAAGCAGCUGUCAAGUAUGCUGGACGCUGCAGGUCAUGUUGUGCCUGAAGACCUGGCAGAUGACGAAGUUGAAGAUGUCGAAGAGGCCGGGGCACCGGAAAGCGAUGAUGAUAUUGAGGAUAGCGAGGACAAUGCAGAGAGCAGUGGAGCGGAAUCCGACAUUGAAGAAGCUCCACCUCGCAAGACGAAGGAGCAGGAAGUUAUCGUGCCAAAGGAAUACGCAAAGCUCAACGUUCUUCCUCGGUCCGACUGGUAUAAUAUUCCUAUGCCUUCUGUCCCAGAUACGAAACAGAUGAAUGCCUUGCCCCGUCACUUGAUCGAGCGUGUUCACGAGUUAGCCAACAAAUUGCUACAGGAAGAAAAUGAGGAGUAUGCGGCAGCACAGAGAGCAUCUGCUUCUUCAUCACACAAGUUCUACUCAACUAUUAUGGCCUCUGGUACUCUCAGCGAUAAAAUUUCUGCCUUGACUCUUAAUGUUCAAGAAUCGCCUCUGCACAACACCAAGGCUCUAGAGACUCUGAUUGGUCUCGGAAAGAAGCGCAGCCGUGCGCAGGCAGUUGAAGUUCUGCGAUCAUUGAAGGAUAUGUUUGCGCAGGGUACCUUGUUGCCCAGUGAUCGACGAUUGAAGUCUUUCACCAAUCAGCCUGGACUUGUUGCAGCCUUCCAAGGUGCUGGUGGACGAUGGAACGAGAAAGAUCCUCUUCCGGGUGGUUUGAAAAAGAGUGAGCUGAUUGUAUGGGCCUUUGAAAAUAUUGUGAAGGAUCAGUUCUUCGAGAUUAUCAAGAUUCUCGAAAUUUGGUGCAAUGAUGAGAUCGAAUUCUCACGGACUCGAGCCGUCAGUUAUGUCUACGAACUUCUUAAGGAGAAGCCAGAGCAAGAGACCAAUCUCCUGCGACUUCUGGUCAACAAGCUUGGAGAUCCUGGCAAGAAGAUUGCUUCUCGGGCAUCCUACCUGUUAUUGCAGCUCAUGCAGUCGCACCCUAUGAUGAAGCCGAUCAUCAUCAAGUCGGUAGAAGAAGUUCUGUUCCGUCCUGGCCAGAGCUCUCACGCCAAAUACUACGCUAUCAUCACUCUGAACCAGACUAUUCUGAGACAGAAAGAAGAAAAGGUCGCUGCUCAGCUGCUAGAUAUUUACUUCGGACUGUUCCUCGUUCUUUUGAAGCCCGCACACCAAGGCAAGCCCGCCCCUAAGGGAAAGCACGGCAAGCAUGGCAAGGGCUCCAAGGGCAAGGGUGACGACGAAGCUGGCAAAGGACAGGCCCAGGAUGAUGAAAUGCGGGAGAAGCUUAUCUCUGGUGUAUUGACCGGUGUCAACCGUGCUUAUCCCUUCACUGAUUCCGACUCUGAUCGCAUGUCAAAGCAUCUCGAUACCCUGUUCCGCAUCACCCAUUCGUCAAACUUCAACACCAGUAUUCAAGCUCUCAUGCUGAUCCAACAGCUCACGGUCUCUAACCAAGUAUCCGGCGAUCGCUUCUACCGCACUCUUUACGAGUCUUUGCUCGACCCACGUGUUGCUACCUCCUCAAAGCAGUCACUCUACCUCAAUCUUUUGUACAAGUCUCUCAAGAACGAUCUCAAUGUCCGCCGAGUCAAAGCAUUCGUGAAGCGUCUCGUCCAGGUUCUUGGCAUGCACCAGCCCUCUUUCAUCUGCGGUGUCUUCUACAUGAUUCGUGAGCUCGAGAAAACUUUCACCGGCCUGUCAUCCUUAGUCGAUCAGCCGGAGGAUAACGAUGAUGAUGAUGAAGAGGUGUUCCGCGACGUCCUCGAUGAGGAUGACGAACAGCCAGAACCUGCUCCUGUCAUCGAAGCUAAGAAGCAGAACAAUGUCUACGAUCCCCGCAAGCGAGACCCCGAGCACAGCAAUGCCGAUAGGAGCUGUCUCUGGGAAUUGCUUCCUUUCACCUCUCACUUCCACCCAUCCGUCUCUCUCAACGCCGCCAAUCUGCUCGAGCACAACCCUAUGAGUGGCAAGCCAGACCUGACUCUGCACACCCUCACCCACUUCCUCGACCGCUUCGUGUACCGCACACCCAAGGCCAGCGCCACUUCCCGCGGUGCUUCUAUCAUGCAGCCCCUGGCUGGUGGUGAAACCGCCGACCGGUUGGUGGAGGCAGGCAAGAGGGCACAGAACCAACUGCCGCUCAACACCGAGACCUUCUGGAAAAAGAAGGCCAACGAUGUUGCCGCAGAGGAUGUCUUCUUCCAUGAAUACUUCACCCGUGUCAAUAAGGACAAGGAGAAGGUGCGCGGCAAGAAGGGCAAGGACGUUGGUGCCGGCGACGAGGAGGGUCUUAGCGAUGACGAGGAUCAGAUCUGGAAAGCACUCGUCGACUCUCGUCCCGAGCUGGAAGCCGAUGAGGAUAGCGACGACGAUCUGGACAUGUCCGAUCUGGAGUCUGCGCUCGAGGACGACGAUGACGAAAUCGAAGGCGAGGAUGAGGGCGAUUCCGACGGAGGUGUCAUUUUCAACGACGAAUCCGAUGUUCCCUCCGACGAGGACGAGGAAAUGGGCGAAUUCAGCGAGCUCGAGGAAGCCGCACCCGCAGCCAAGACCAAGAAGGCCGCCAAGAAGCCCUCCAAGGAAGACGAGGAGGACUCCGAUGACUUCGACAUGGACGUCUCGGACGACGAGGCCUUCAUCGACAGCGACGAGGACCUGCCAUCGGAUAUGGAGCUGGGUGGAGUCGAGCUCGAAGAGCCCGCCGACGUUCCUGCCCCAGCCGAGUCGGACCGCAAGAAGCGCCGCAAGCUCAAGCAGUUGCCUACAUUCGCCUCUGCAGAAGAUUACGCUGCGCUGCUGGCGGACGAAGACGAUGGAAUGUAA